AUGCAUGAUGGCAUUGGCUACUUCAUCGACUUGGACCAUGCUGCAGUGUUAGCAGUAAAUACGACCAGCACGUAUUCGCCUGGUACUGGUACUAUGCCAUAUAUUUCGAUCUGGAUUCUCCAGAGCAUGAUGAAAAUGAUCGAUCCCAACGUGGACAACAAUGACCCGAGCAAGGACGUCGCCCUGGCCAAUGCUGUUGAACGGCUGAUUGAACACAGGCCCUCUGAUGACCUGGAGUCGUUGUUCUACAUAUUUUUUGAGUUUGUUGCAAAGUAUGGGGGCGCGCAUGGUGAAUUAGCACCAUCCUGGACUCGAGACUCGCUGCCAUGGGGGCUUUGGGUACCUGCUAUUUCACAAAAGCCUCUCGUUCAGCACUGGCAAGCUUUAGUUUGCCUCACGAACAAGCCCGAUGAGAAAGAGAGAGUGGAGACCACUCACGACAAGGUUCUCGAGGUUUUGACUGCAUUUAUCGACACCUAUGUUGAAGUUGCACCCAUAAAUCCCUCAGCAAGUUCCAAUCCUAUUCCCGAGGUAGGGUCCGGGGGGGAUAAUCCUCGCGUGGGUCGUCCUCCAAUUCCUGAGGCAGGGCCUUCAAGACUUCCACUGCGUCGUUCUACCCGGAAUCUUCACAAGUCCUGCUGA
Molecule: messenger RNA, 642 nt
Organism: Suillus discolor
Lineage: Eukaryota; Fungi; Basidiomycota; Agaricomycetes; Boletales; Suillaceae
Exons: 4
Coding region: 1-642 (213 amino acids)
Source: RefSeq, a predicted model, not a curated record